AUGGCAAGCACAAGCAGAGAUCGAGACAAAGGGCGUAAAUGUUUAAGUGGCAACCAGAAACGAGCACUGGUCAAGGCUAAGGUAGCUGAAAAUGAAAAACAUAGAGGUGCUCUCAAAAAAUUCCUUGUCACUCCAUCUUUGAAGCGCCCAUGUAUUGAGGAUGAAGAAAACAAAAACUAUUCAGAAAAUGACGAUAUAGCUUUGAGUCCAAUUACAGUUGAUAAAUACAAUGAUGACAUUGAUAACAAAUUAGAAAAGGAUGACGCAGCUGUGAAUCAAAUUGAAGAUGAUCUCAAUGCACCAGAAGACAAUGCCAAAGCAGAAAGCUUACUUAUGACCGGAGAAAAACAAGAACAAACAUCAUGCAAUGGUAGAUCAUCCAUGAGUACAGUUGUAAUUAACAUGUAUGAUGACCCAACCAGUUGGCCAGCAGAUAUAAAUAAAAAUCACUGGCAGCAAGUAUUCAAAAGGUUAGUAGCAAUAGUGCAGUUUCUUGCUGAGAGAAAUUUAGCAUUUAGAGGAACAAAAGAAAAUGUUGGUAAUGAGAGUGUGCACAAUGGAAACUUUUUAGGUCUUGUGGGGCUGCUUGGAAAGUUUGACCCUGUUCUUGAUACACAUUUGCGAAAAAUCAAAACCCACGAAAUUCAUAAUCACUAUUCAACAAAAAGGUGGGCAGUUUUAAAAAAACAUGUACCCGGGUUAUCAGUUAAACCCUUGAGCAAUACAAGGUGGGAGUGUCGGAUAGAUAGUGUUAAAGCUAUUCGUUAUCAGGUUGGAGAAGUAUAUGAUGCACUUGUGGAAAUAUCAGAGAAAACAGAUGAGCCCAAGGUAAAAGCAGAAGCUGAAUCUUUAGCAAACCAGCAAAAAGACUACAAAUUUUUAGUUUCUUUGAUAUUUUGGUAUGAAGUACUUUUUAAAGUUAACUAUGUAAGCAAGCAACUACAAGGUGAAACAAAGGACAUUGAUGAAGGCAUGGAGUCAUUUGAAAAACUAUUAUCAUGGCUAAGAAUUUAUAGAGAGGAAGGUUUUAAUGAUGUUCUAGUAGUUGCAAAUGAAUUGGCUGAAUCUGUUGAAUUACCAUUGGAGUUUAGACAAUUUCAAGAAAAAAAACUACGUAGAAGGAAGAGAAUGUUUUCAUAUGAGACAAAAGAUGAACCUUUAGAUGAUCCAAAAGAAGCAUACAGACUUCAGUGCUUCAACUUAGUGCUAGACCAAGCUAUUCAGUCCAUGGAGUGUAGAUUUGAACAACUUAAAAGCCAUGUAAAAUUAUUUGGAUUUCUAAAUAACUUUCAAAGUAUACAGAAGGCGGAAAUAAGGAAACACACAGCAGACCUUGAAGCAGCUUUAACAGACACCACAAUAAAACAGAGCACUGAUGAAGAGGUAGUUACUGAAAAAACUAAAGACGUUGAUGGCUAUCUAUUGGCUGAAGAACUUGAAGCUCUGAAAACUUUUCUUCCCUCCAGUAUCAUUAAGCCUCGUGCUCUGUUUGAAUACCUGGUAGUAAACAAUCGAUUUACAGCAUUUCCUAAUGUUUUUAUUGCUUUGAGGAUUUACUUAACAAUGCCUGUAACAGUCGCAUCAGGUGAAAUAAGUUUUUCAAAACUAAAACUGAUUAAAACAUACUUACGGUCAACAAUUUCACAAGAGAGACUAAACAAUUUGGCAAUGAUAUCUAUAGAAAAUGAUAUUGCUAAAACCAUUGUCCUUGAAAAUAUUUUGAGAGACUUUGCAAAUAAAAAAGCCAGAAAUGUCUGUUUACAACAAGCGUCAGACUUCAAGCGGGUGAGGUGGAACGGUGGUGCACAUGAGAUUGCUUGUGCAAGGAAAGAGAAGAAUAACGUGAUUGUUGCAAUGAGGAUGGACUGCAGGGUAAUAGAGAGUAGAAGAAGAGCGAGUGACCAUUUUCAGCGUCAUCUUGUGGGAAUAAAACACCUGAAGCACUUUAUGAAGUGUGUUACUGUGUGCUUUGGGAGCAUCAAGCAUAUCCACAAUUGUUGUCAAAAAUUGUGUGACUGUUGGUAUCUAACAGGAAUCAUGCCAUCCAAUAUGUACACAGCAGGCUCCAAAAAUCAGCAUCAUAACAGUGACCAGCUGGGUCCCUACUUGAGUUACAUUGGGAAAACUGAAGAAUACCAGGAGAAUUUCAAUAAGUAA
Messenger RNA from Amblyraja radiata (thorny skate), 2157 nucleotides. RefSeq lists its product as uncharacterized. Gene Ontology annotation, molecular function: protein dimerization activity. Lineage: Eukaryota; Metazoa; Chordata; Chondrichthyes; Rajiformes; Rajidae. The transcript is spliced from 6 exons. The record is from RefSeq and is a predicted model, not a curated record. The coding region runs from base 1 to 2157 and encodes 718 amino acids.